CUAUUUUUAUAGCGUAGUAAACAGUUAAUGAAUAUAAGAUCCGGGAUCAUACAAAACUAAGGGGACUUUGGGUCCUACUUGAGGAUAGGAAUAAUCCUUCUGUCAGACAUUUCUUAUAUCUACAUUUUAAUCAUUUUAAUUCCAUUCUGAUAAUAAAUCCGCGUUGUAUUUCAGUUCAAAGUGAAUAAAUACGCAGUGAUUAGUCUAGUUAGAGAGUUGACAGUUUCUGGGGGUAUUUUAAAUCAUCAGUUUUAGUAAUAAUGAGAAGAGGAUGUAAAUGUAUAGUUUUAUAACUUGUUUUAAUUAAACUAUUGUAUUCAUUAGUGUAUUUUGCAGAAUUUGAAAUUUCGAGAUAUGUGGCGAUAGAAAAAUAACAUUUAUCUAUAUUUAGGAUUUGGGAUUUUUAUAUCUAUAUAUAUACAGACACACAUAUAUUUCUUGAUCAGCCGUGAUCACGUGUAAUUUAAGUUUUAUUGAGUUAUAUUGCUCACGGAAAAUGGCGGGACUGAUGAUACUGACGAUCUUACUUACUAUACAAUACGGAAAUGUAAUUAUGACGAGGGAGACUAAGUUCAUGUAUAAUAUUGAUUUAGAAGACAUAAAAUAUAAAUUUCAAUGUGAUACUGUGGAAUGUGAAGGAAUAAGACAAUUUUGCACGGAGGACCAGACUUGUCAAUAUUGUUCGGUGGAUUUGUGUAAAGUUCGAAGCCCGCCGCCACAAUGUCAAAUACAGUGUCAGUUCUAUCAACAUCAAACAGAGGAUGUUGAGAAUACCACAUGGGACAGCCCCAGACCCCGGGAGGAACGUGACGAAUGUUCUGGAAUAGAUAGGACAGCUGUAUAUAUAAUCAUUGGAUGUGGUACAGGUCUCGUUGCAUUGGCGCUUUUUAUUGGCGUUAUUUACUUUAAACGUUCGGACAAGAGUGGUGCAUGUGUCAUCUACAACGUCAGGAAUCAGUUCCUCAAAUGUUGCAGGCAAGUUUGUUUUAUUGUCCAUAAAAUACUAUACAUAACCAUGGUAACAAAGUUAAUGUACACUGUGAACUAUGUACCCAUCUGCUUAAUUUUUUUUUCUAAUCUGAGGAUUCCAACACAUAGUAUUAUUUUUUCAGGUGCGAUUAUCCACCUGACAGUAAGUAUAAAACAACGUGUACAGACGACAGAGGGGAAGUGACGCCAGUUUGUGUAGUAACAAGUGGAAAUUAGACAAACCAGGGCAACCCAAGUCCAAAUCAGUAUUUGACUAUUAAUAUUUCUUGAAAAAUGUUAUGAUCUAUCAGAAAGUGGUGUGUGAAUCCAGCAGAAAAUCGUGUUAAAUGAAAAUAAAAACAGACAAUGAAUUAACCAUUUUAAGAACCAUCGGAUGGAAAUCAAUCCUCAUUAUUAUCUAAAUACAUUUGACCACGUCCCCGGAAUAUGAUUUGAGCUGAGUGAGACUUUCCCAUUUAUGAUGUCUAGGCAUUGUCAUGAAUGGUUAGACAAUAGUUCGACUGUAAACAAGAGUUGUUGAUUUUCGGGAUAUUGAGGUGUGUAUCACUGACACUUUACCACCAACUUGAAAAAAAAAACUCACUACAGAUUACAAGUGAGGCAUUGUUGGAUAUAUUUUUUACCACCAACAUGAAAAAAACACCAUACAGAUUAUAAAUGAGGCAUUGUUAAGAUUAAAAGUGAGGCACUGUUAGAUAACAACUACCAGACCGUUGAAUGACACGUUCAGAUUUAGCAACAGAAGGUGAUAUUUCCAUCUUGAUCCAAUGCCCUUUGUCCAAGGUCAAAAUAAUUUAAUUACUGUCAAAGCCAUGUUUCAGCAGAAUGUGCUCUUCCAAUUUAAAUGAAAGUCCUUAUAUAUCCUCCUUGGGCGUACGUGUAUAGGGAAUCAACUGUUUAAGAGUUACAUUGUGUGUUCGUGUAUAGGGAAUCAACUGUUUAAGAGUUACAUUGUGUGUUCGUGUAUAGGGAAUCAACUGUUUAAGAGUUAAGGCCAUGUGUAAGACAUCUAGAUUUGCUUUACUCACAGAUAUCUGUGGAAGUUAUCAUAAUCGCCAUUUAGAGUUGCAAUUUUAGAGGAAAUGCUCUUUGACAUGUUGGUUAGAAGUGAUUGUAAAAUAGAGAUGUUGUUUGUCAUUUUCUGAAUAAUAGAUAAUUUUAAGAUCAAGUUUGUAAAUGUUGCAUUGAACAAUACAAUUUGUUGUUUACAUACAUUUUUUUUUCAAAUGAAAAUGUUCCUCUGUAUUUCACGUCUAUCUACAGCUGACAAUAUUGUUGAGAAAAAUAUCAAUAAGCACUCCAUGGAAAUCUGGACUAGGAUUCGAACCUAGAUUCCCGAAAUGUAACUAUUCCGGGAGCUUUACCAUUAAGCUAUCCAGACAUUGUGUGUACAUGCGAAUGCGUUUCAUUGGCAAUCCGUUACAUGGAAGUUUUCUUUCACGAGAAAAAUUAAUAAACAAAACUCAACUGUCGCAUUUAACCAAUAGUUUCACAGAAUGCAGAGAAACGUUGGGUGAUAUUUUUUAAACAGAAAAUUGUCAGAAGGCAGAUGAGACCAGGGAAUUUAAAAAAAAAAGAUGUGAUUAAGGUCUUUUGAAGGUACAUUUGAAUUUUUUGAAAAUUAUUUUACUUCAUGUUUAUAUACUUUCUGAGAUUCGUGGAUAUAGCCACAUUUAACGAAUGAUCUCAGGGUAUCUGAAUCUAUGUCGUUAGUUAUGUAUAUAUGAAGAUUUUUUUUUCAUGCAUAAAUUGCUUUCUAUAGUUUUGGUUAAUGAUAGUCAGGAUUUUUCUGAAAAUAUUACUUAAAUUACAUCAAUGCUUAAAUGUGUAUAUUUUACUGGUUGACUAGGUGAGACUGAAAAUGAGUAUUUAAUUGUUGAAGAUAAUUGUAUCAAAUUUAUUGUGUGUGUAAAAGUGAUUUUAAAACAGACAGAAUUCAUGUAUUUGAUUAUUGUUUACAUCAUCUUUUAUUUGAAUUACUCAUUGGUUCUCGUAUGAAAUCAUUUCUCCCCACCAAUAAAUGGCCUGUUUGUUUUUA
Ostrea edulis (European flat oyster) is the source of this 3028-nucleotide messenger RNA. RefSeq lists its product as uncharacterized. The transcript has 3 exons. Bases 497 to 1174 code for a protein of 225 amino acids. The record is from RefSeq and is a predicted model, not a curated record. Lineage: Eukaryota; Metazoa; Mollusca; Bivalvia; Ostreida; Ostreidae.